AUCCUUUGCAAGAAUAAAAUAUAAUAAAAUGAGAAAAAAUAAUAAUAAUAAUAUUAAUUUCCCCCUAAAAAGGAGCACGUGACAUGCCGCCAUGUGCUUGCAAGGCUGGGGUGAUGUGAUUUAUUACAGUGUAUGGUGGAGUUAAAAGUUUUGCUCCCUUGUACUUUGGUGCAGGAAAUAGCACAGGGAAGUUGCAGGGUGCAGGCAUGUGCGAUAGCGGGAUAAAAUAUCGCCUCCCUAUUCUCCAGCCACGCUGCUGCUCUACAUUACUUGUUUCCACCGCAUUGUCUAUAAGAAGUAAGUAGGCAGGAGGUUGUCUCUUUCUCUAUGUCGGCACAGCCGGUUCAUUGGUAAUGUGAUGAUUGUCCUGAGGGACAUUUGAUGGAUUAGAGAGCUAAACAGCUCCAUUGCAAAGCACCACCUGAUCUCAGGCCUGCGUCCCAUAUAAAGACAGCAUGAGUGCUGAGCUCAGCUAUUGCUGCCAGAUUUCCCCCCUCCCUCCUUUCCUGCUCCCUUCAUCUCCUUUCUCUCUCACUCUCUCUCUCUCUCUGCACACUGCAGAAAGUCGGAGCUGUCCAGUGCUGAAUGUGAGCCAUCGUCCCCGUCUCUUUGAAGACCAGAACCAAACAAAAGCAGACCCUUGUCCAGCUCACCAUGCCACGCUCUUUUCUGGUCAAGAAGAUAAAACUAGAUGACUUUUCAUCCAGCGGGAUUUCAAAUUACCACCACUUUGAUGAUCCCUGUGUCCUGGGGCAGUCGCUCACCAGCGCCGUGGGAAGCUUGGGAGUCCCUGUUGCUGAAAAGGGUUACGUUGAGCAUUGUAUUACAUCAUCUGAUUACGAAGACGGGAAGAAAAGUGGAAGCAAAUUUUCCUCAUCUGAAACUGACUACACACCAACUCACGAUGACUACAGUGAGCCUGACAGCCCACAGUCCAGUCUCUCAGCCGGGUAUUUUAGUGGAGAAGCAGCAGUCACAGACAGCUACUCAAUAGAUGCUUUUUUUAUUACCGAUGGCCGAUCAAGACGAAGUGGCGAGAACCGUGGAAGUCAGCGUCAUACGUGUAGUGAAUGCGGUAAAACCUAUGCCACCUCUUCCAACCUCAGUCGGCACAAGCAAACUCACAGGAGCCUGGACAGUAAGAUGGCAAGGAAAUGCCCAACCUGUGGCAAAACAUAUGUAUCCAUGCCAGCCUUGGCCAUGCAUCUUCUGACGCACAACCUGAAACAUAAGUGCGAUGUAUGUGGGAAGGCUUUCAGCCGGCCCUGGUUGCUACAAGGCCAUAUGCGUUCCCAUACUGGUGAAAAGCCUUUUGGUUGCGCCCACUGCGGUAAAGCCUUUGCUGACCGAUCUAACCUUCGUGCACACAUGCAGACGCACUCGGCCUUUAAGCACUACAAGUGCAAGCGGUGUGAAAAAACCUUUGCUCUCAAGUCGUAUCUCAACAAGCAUUACGAGUCAGCUUGCUUCAAGGGCUCGGAGCAUGAGUGCACCGUCCAAAGCUAAAGCAAGGUGCAUAGUGUAAAACUUUAUACAACUAAACAUGGCACAAACCACUGUGCUCUCCCGCCCUCCUCGAUGGCACAAGGCACCAGAAACUGAAAAUAAAUAAAAAAAAUCAGGGUACUUGGCAUAUAACCGUGUUAGAUUAGGUUGCACUUUACCGCCAUCUACAAGAGCACCAUAUUUGACCUUGCUUUUCCGGACCACAUCACACAUUGCUCUUUCUUAUUUAAGUUUAUUUAUUUUAAGCCGUGCAAUAUAAAUUUCACACUUUUUUCUUAAAAGAGACUUACUUACUCUCCACUCAAGCUCUUAAAGAAUUCUAAUGUGCAAAGCCAAGCUUUCUUAAGAUGAACCACAUGAAAUGUGAACGUGUCAUUAGAACUAAACUGGACUGAACUGAAUGGAGAGGCUCGUUAUUGCUCAGCCUCAGGUGCCAUUUAUCUGUCUUGCAUCAUAUAUAUUUUUUGGGAUGUGCGUAGUUAUUUUUUCCAAAAACUUUGUGCCACGCUUCUUCUAAUUUUCAUGUAUAAAGCAUAAAGGAUCCUAGCCGUGAAUGCACAAAAAAGUUUCUUGCAGGCUAAGCAGCAAACGCAUGAAUGUCCCACAUUAGUUCUUCCUAAUGGCGCCAAUCCUGACUGGCUGUGUAUAAAGGCAGUAAGAUUUCCUCCAGUGUCUUGUUUUAAUAGUUGGAAGCACAUAUGUACAGCAAAAAAACAGGCAAAGUAGUGCCAAUAUUUAUAUAGCAAAGGGAGUCUAAAAGAAAUGGCACCCAACUCCAGUUAACUUGUCGCAGAUUCCCGCGAAACAGUGUUACCUCUAGUGUUUUCUAAAGCAAUGAGAAUAUGCACUAUAUUUGGAUGACUGAUACACGUAUUUAUUACCCACCCUGCAUUACGAAAGGGUCAUUUCACUGAGCAUUGUGACUACUCUAACUUAUUACGCUCUGCAUCAUGAUGCCACCUCCACCUUUGCGUGAAGGCGAAUGUUUGAAGCGAUUGUUACGAUGAACUGCUUAUUGAAGUAAUGUAAUUUAUACAAGGUGUUAUUUAUACUAUUUAUUUGCCAAUUUACUUUUCUUAAUAACUUUGAUUUUGUGGCUGCAAAUAACUGGAUAGAAUGUGGUGGAAUAUGGAGAGACGGAACGGUCAAUGUUUACAGGCGAACGUUACAAGUGACAGGCACGUUUCAGCGCAUUCGACUGUCUUCCUCCUGAGCUCUGCUAAAAACAGAAAGUAUUCUUCAGGCCCACAAAUACGAUCAAGCAUCCGGGAGAUCCUGGACGAUCCUGGAAUAGCCUAUGCAAUUUCUCAUUGACUUUUUACCUCAUGACGACUCAAAGGAAGCCUAUAUAUAUCUAUAUAUCUCCCGCCACUGGUAGCUCUGGGACUUUUGUCAACGCUUGUACUUUCUGACUGCUGUUCGGUCAUCUUUGAGCCACAGAUUCUGCAUUGCAUUUCAUUAGCUAGGGUCCAGGCUGGUUUAGCGGCAUGCUUGAGGUUUGUUACAUCUGCUAAGGAAGCCUGGGUAUCCAAAAAAUCAUCGAGAUGAUUUCUACAACAAAAAAAUGGACGUUUAUUGAAGUUUACAGAGUUAUGUACCAAUAAGUGACAGAAUAAGCCUUGCAGCAAUCUUAUGCAUAAACAGCACUUGUAGUGGGGACGCUGGUCCAUCUUAUAUAAUGCAGUAUUAAUACACAUCAAACAUUGCAAUGCAGAAUUUUAACCAACAACAGCUGAUUUUGCAAGUCUUGCCUUGCUUUUCGACAGACCGACUUAUAUCAUACAAUACAGAGGGAGCAAGGAACAUUUUCUCACAAUGCUUGCUGGGAUAACUCUUUAGAGUCUCUUCCACUUUCCUGCAUGCCCAACUAUAACAAGCCUUGAGUUCAUAGAUAAUAGUAGCCUUAUUUGCAUCAUCAGUGUUAUUGCUUUGCAAGGGAGAAUGUAUCAAUAGUUACAAAGAAAAUCAUGGCCUUAGAUAUAUGAUGUACACAAAGCAUGGGAUAUCAAUUCUCGGCUGCCAAUAAUCACAACAGGAACAGGUAAUAAAUCAGGGCAAUGGAACAUCAAUGUGACUAUAAUAUGUACAAAGCCAUGAAAAGACCAAUAAUGGCAGCUGAAGACUACCUACACUGCAGAUGGACCGAGCUGGGGGGUUGGCUCCAUAAAGCUCAAAAUGUCCUAUUAUUAAAGGCAAACUCCUAUCAAAAGGAGUCUUCCAUGUACACAUGACCACUCAUUGUAGCUGAACAUGCAUGUGUUCUGAAUGGAGAGAGGGGGGAAUGCCCCUGCCAGGACCCUGUGCCACCCCCUCCCCUUCACACUCCGGUUUUCCCUCUAGACGUCUCUGUCCCGGCAGACAUUUCUACCCUCCAGACUUUUCUGUCCCCCUCCAGACACCUGUCCCAUCUAGACUCCUCUAUCUCCCUAAAACCAGUCUGCCUCUUUAGACUUCUCUGUCACCUCUGUCACCCUCCAGACUCCUCUGCCCUCAAAAACUAUUCUGUCCCCACAAAACCCUCUCUGCAUCCCCAAGACUUUUCUGCAUCCCCAGGAAUCCUCAGUUCCUUCCAAACUCCUCUGCCAUCCCAAGACCCCUCUGUCUCUCUAAAGAUUCCUCUGAUGGUGGCUUCUCUUCCCCUGGAAACAAAAGGAAGGGGGAAUGUUUUAAUAAUGACGCAAAUGUCAGGGGGUCCCCAUACACAUUAAAGUGGUACUCCACUGGAAAACAUUUAUUUUGCUGGUGCCAGAAAGUUAAACAGAUUUGUAAAUUGCUUCUAUUUAAAACAUCUUAAUCCUUGCAAUACUUAUCAGCUGCUGUAUGUUCCAGGGGAAGUUCUUUUCUUUUUGAAUUUCCUUUUUGUCUGACCACAGUGCUCUCUGCUGACACCUCUGUAGAUUUUAGGAACUGUCCAGAGUAGGAGCAAAUCCCCAUAGCAAACCUCUCCUGCUGCGGUCAGUUCCUAAAAUGGACAGAGGUGUCAGCAGAGAGCACUGUGGUCAUACAUAAAGGAAAUUUAAAAAGUAAAGAACUUCCUGUGGAGCAAACAGCAGCUGAUAAGUACUGGAAAGAUUACGAUAAAAAAAAAAAAAAAAAAGGAAUUUAAAAAUCUGUUUAACUUUCUGGCACCAUUUGAUUUAAAAAAAAUAAUGUUUUCCAGGGGAAGACCCCUUUAAAUGGAUGUCUGGUCCCAUCAGAUUGGUAGUUCAGAAGACAUUAAUGUAAUAGGUAUGGUCACCUUAAAUUUGGGCAACAAGAAAUGCAGUAGGUGACAACAUCAGAGUCCUCAUUCCUAUUUGAUCAUUGUCAGAAAUGGAUUAUAAAUGACCAGCACUUACCCCCUGUAGGGAGCACAGCCACCAGUACCCAACACUGGAGUCAGCAAUAAAAGGUAAAUAUAGCAAAAUAGUUCAAAAGUAGGCAAUAAGUGGCAUUCAGUCUCUCAGAAUUAAGUAAAGUUUAGAAUUUAACUUUCUAGAAAUAGGAUUGGCCACCGCUAUAUACUAGGCCAUAGGUAACGCUGGUCAUCAAGAGCCAUGAAUUCUAACUGACCGACCCAGGACUAAUACUUGAGGGUUUUUUAUCUUCUUGAUCAGCAUUGUACAUUGCAUGAAGUCUUGCUAGAUAUCUAAUACCUGCUGUAUACAGAAGUCUUUAGUGAUUACUAUCUCUGCAAUCCUCUAGGUCAGAAACAUACAGGGGCUUGGAACUUGCAAUAUUGUCUGACAUCUAUCAAAAAUCCUGAUGAAAGCAAAAAUGUGCUAAGCGGGAGGUAACCCUAUAACUAAAAAUGGGAGCUCUUGUUAGUUUAUGGUAGCCGACCCCCGAAUCAUAGGACGGUAGAGCAUGGAGCAUGUUUGAACCCACUACCCAUCUAUGCAAGAGGGAAAGGCACAUCACCUUAGGCUGGUUCCCCUCGCACAUGUAUAUGUGUUGUUGUCCAUGUUGGGAGCCCUAUGCAGGUCAAGAAAGGAGGAUAAAGCUAAUCCAAGCCUCUUCUCCCCCCCCCCCCCCCCCCCACAGGCCGCAGACCUGAACAUAUGACCUUUCUUUCCGAUGAUUUAUUCAGGCUGCUUGUGUUAGGGUGACUGUAGAUGUAAUGACAAUCAUUACAGUUACCAUUAAUGAUCAUUGUUAUGUCUAUGGCUCUAGAACAAUCGGUUCUGACUGAUCAUUAAGGACUUGUUUAAUGUCUUUCUUUUCUCUGUUAAAAGCUACAACCCGCGAGUUUGCAGCAAUGCACAUAAACCUUAUUGACAACAGUGGGAACAAUGUUUCCAUUAUGGCAAAUACCUUUUGCAUGUAUUCACCCCCACCCUCCCCUGGCAGAUCUUUAGCUUUAGCUGCAUUAGUUCUAAGGCAAUGUCUUGCUGCUGAAUCAAAGUGCAGAAUCUUAACCUGUUAGCACAAGCGCUCCUCCAUGUUCAUCUCAGCCCGCACAUUUCACAAGACCCAGCGUGCUGGCACCAGAAUGGGUUAACUUCGCCUACUAUGUUAUUAGAGUAGAUUAUGCAAAAAAAAAAAAACCCUGACUAAUUCUAAUCGACUUCAUUUCAUCAAGAGAUGUGCAUUUGCAAACUGAUGGCACAGCCACAGCCGUCACACUUUUAGCUGCCUUCUGAUCCCGUAUGCCGCAUUUUUACCUGUAGACAUAGGACACCUGCCCUUCUUUCGUAUUUAUACUGUACAUAGAAAGAUACAGCAAUAAUUUUAAAUGCAUGUCAGAGUUUUGGUUCUCCAAAAAUAAAAGGUUUCUUUUUUUAGUAACUGAUGCUGUUAAAGCCGGUUCUACUUGUCACCUUUUACUGUAUUAAUUCUCAUGCAAUUCAGGGAAAUUAAAGAGUUUAUGAUUCAAUA
Hyla sarda is the source of this 6363-nucleotide messenger RNA. RefSeq names its product scratch family transcriptional repressor 2 (gene SCRT2). Lineage: Eukaryota; Metazoa; Chordata; Amphibia; Anura; Hylidae. The record is from RefSeq and is a predicted model, not a curated record. The transcript is spliced from 2 exons. Gene Ontology annotation, molecular function: DNA-binding transcription factor activity, RNA polymerase II-specific; RNA polymerase II cis-regulatory region sequence-specific DNA binding. Bases 655 to 1506 code for a protein of 283 amino acids. Gene Ontology annotation, biological process: regulation of DNA-templated transcription.